Messenger RNA from Drosophila busckii, 842 nucleotides. RefSeq names its product chymotrypsin-1. NCBI's taxonomy places the organism in Eukaryota, Metazoa, Arthropoda, Insecta, Diptera, Drosophilidae. Gene Ontology annotation, biological process: proteolysis. The record is from RefSeq and is a predicted model, not a curated record. Bases 35 to 790 code for a protein of 251 amino acids. The transcript is spliced from 2 exons. Gene Ontology annotation, molecular function: serine-type endopeptidase activity.
UUGUCAAUUUGAAAGCGACGAGAGAAAUAGAAUCAUGAAAUUAGCUGUGAGCUGUGUUGUCUUGAGCGCCUUGUUGGGCUGCUCUUUGGCCAUGCCCGAGGGACGCGUUGCUGGCGGCGACGAUGCCGAGCUGGGUCAGCUGCCCUACCAGGGUGCACUCUCCAUUGGCGGCAGCUACAACUGCGGCGCUGCCAUCAUCGCCCCGCUCUUUGCCCUCACCGCCCUCACCUGCGUCUGCUCCGAAGGCAGCAACCGUCCAUGGCCACCACAGAUGUUCCAGGUGUCUGCCGGCACCAUAGACCUGUACCAAGGCGGCCAGCGCAUUGUCGUCGAGGAGAUCAUCCUGAACCCCAACUACAAUGAGCUGCAGGUCGGCAUGGCGCUGCUGCGUCUGCGCCAGCCGUUCGUCUUUAACGAUCAGGUCCAGGCCAUAGCCCUGGCCACCGUCAACCCACCCAUUGGCGCCGAGAUCGACAUCUCCGGCUGGGGACGCACCAAGGCAACCGAAACCGACAUGCACCGCACUCUCCAAAUCGGCAACGCCUAUGUUGAGCCGGAACGUGCCUGCCUGAACGCCGACAGCUCAAUCCAGAGCAACGACCAGGUCCUGUGUGUGGGACAUAGUCGCAAGCAGGGCAUUUGCAGAGGCGACAUGGGCGGCCCAGCGGUCUACAACAACGAGCUUGUCGGCUUGGGAGUCCAGCUCUUGGGCGAGUGCGGCGGCUCCUUGCCAGAGCGCUUCAUCAGCAUUGCUGCCAACUACGACUGGAUCCAAAGCCAAAUUGCCUAAAGUGUUUACUAACAACAUCCAAUAACCAAAAUAUAAACGAGUAUCAACCCAA